CUCCAGCUGAUGCCGUUGACUGAUCUCUCCCUCUGAAAGUGCUCAGUUUUGUCAGAAACUUCUGGAAGUGGCAUCUUUUAGUCGCGAGCUCUAACCAAAGUCGUAUUUUGUCGUCUGAAGGAUGUCUGGAGAGGGUGUUUUGUGGGUGUCUGUGCUGGUGGUGUGUGUGUCUGCGGUGUGUGAGGCUGGAUGUGCGGACAGAAUCGAUCCGAGCUGCUGCCCGGGCCGAAAUAACGAAUGUUCGGACAGAAGCUCCCGGAGAACCGUGUGUUACUGCGACACAUACUGCCGGAGGAGCGGAGACUGCUGUGAAGAUUACAACAGCAUCUGUCACGUCUCUGCAGCUAUAGACUGUGAGGUCAGACAGUGGGGUGCCUGGUCUCCAUGUUCAUCCGUCUGCGGGGCGGGGACUACAGAGCGGAGCCGACAGGUGGCCACGCCCCCUCGCAACGGAGGCACGCCCUGUCCAGACCUCAAACAGCGCAGAGGGUGUUUCGCACCCACCGACACCUGCAGCGCAGCUAAAGAGGUGGCCAAAAUCUUGCCUGACUCAUUCAAGCGGAACUUUAAGGACCCUUGGAGACGGCCGCAUAUGCUUAUGAAGGAGGAGAAGAAGAGUUAUUGUGUGCAGAUGCGUGUAAAGCAGGCGAGUGCAGCAUGUAAGGUGAGACCGUGGAGUGCAGGUUUAAUUCGUGAGCGCUCCGUAUGUGUCGAGUGUCAAAGCGACGCCAUGGCGACUGAUAACCGCUGUCGUGGAGACGGGCUGCAGAACAUCAGAACCUUCUGGGCUGCUGCUCAGGCACCGGGCUGCUCCGGGUCGUGGGUUCGAGAGUCACUCACUGAGAACUGCCGGUGUCCAUCAUACUCCGUGAUUUUCGUCUGAACCAACCUUUAAAAGCUCAUUUUGAGGGACAAUUUAUACCCCAGGAGUCCACAAGAGCCUCCUCCUUUUGAAGCCAAAUUCUCUCCAUCAAAGGUUAAGCAAUGACGCCCCAGUAUAUCUGUCACUUUAUCUGCUUCUCCACCAAAACAACUGCUUUUCUCUGCUGUCUACCUCCACAAUGCACCUGCACCCGUUUCUGAUGCCUUAUAUUACACUUUUUCUGCUCUCUCGUCUGUCUUCUGAUUCAUAUGUACUGUAUUUAUAUAUGUUUGAAUGUAAUGCCUGUGUGUCUGUUUGGUGUGUGUGUGUGUGUGUGUUUUUAAAUGCAAAGCCUGUUUGUAAAUGCACGAGUCAAGCUAAUGUAUGUGAAUGUUUUGGUAGUAUUUUGUUUCUCAAGAACUUUAUCUUUAUGAGUGUCCUGAUCUGAAUACUAUGUACUUUCACUUUUGGUUUGAAAGUUUCAGAAACCACACUCGAUUCUUCUUGAAAAUGGGACAGGCUAAUUGCCUAAAUUGUGGUUAAAUUACCACCCCACAAGGACAAAUAUACUAUAGUAAAUAAUAGUAAACUAUUCUAUAGUAAAGUACUUCAAUAUACUGUUGUGGUGAUUCUAUAGUUGCUAUUCUAUACGUAUAUGUGAUACACCACAGUUUACCGUAGUAAAAACUAAAGUACACUACAGUAUUUAUUACAGUUUAUCAGUUCACUACAGUUAAAGGUGCGAUAUGUAAGGUGUUGACUCUUCUCAAGCAUAAAAAUACCAUAAUAUGUUUGCAGAUAUUUCAGAAACAUGCAAAGUGAACAUACUUGUUUAUCUGAUAAACAAUGCUGAAGUCAGAUAUUCUGCUUGGAAAAUGUGCAAGAAUGGCUGUCUUUGUUUUGGUCAUUUAACCCGCCCAAUGCCAAUUUAGCCUUGAUGGAAAACCGCAUAUUUAAUUCAUUCAGUCACGAAAGCUGUCAAAUAUGUGUUCGCGACCGAAAUGCGACCUCCGGUGGACAGUAGCAGACUUCGAUAUGAGACGCAGAUUCAGAGUUGCACAUGAGGUGGUUAUUAAUUAGCAAAUAAUAUAAAUAUUAUUCACGUAAACAUUAGGUGAGCAGGUUACAUUGUAACCGCGUGUCUUAACAACAUGAUCCGUGAUGAGAUUUGCAGUGAUGAGCUAUUAGCAACAGGCGAAACACGACAGAAAUUUAAACACAGCCAUUGACAGUUCUUCAGUUCAAUUUCAGUUUAUUUUAUUUUCCAGAUCUGAGGUGAACUAUCAGCUGCUGCUUUCAUUAGUAUGACAAUAAAUAUCAUGUAAAAUGGCAUUCAAAAUCACAUUAUUAGCAUUUAACACUGAAUAAAGUACAUGAGCUGUACCUGAGCUGAUCAUUGUCAGUUUUCUGUUGUUCAGCUGUGAGAAAUAGAAGCCGUUUAUCAAUUAUCAAUUUCAAGUGUUGGUUAGGACAAACUCCUUUUAAUAUGGACAAUAUUCCUUCUACCAUGUGCCCUUGCUUUUAUAUAAAACAUGACUUAAAUCAGCGUUUAGACUCGAUAGUUGACUUCUGUUGUUGUCAUCAAUCUGGCAACCUAUGCUUGCAUGUGUUUUGAUCCAGGAGUGCAAUACCUAGUUCAACCACUGGGUGACAAACUUACAUACUGCACCUUUAACACUGCAUCAUGCUGUAGCGUUCAUUAACAAAUAAAUAUUAUAAUAUAUACAGUAUAGUACACUACUAUAGUAUGGUUCAAAAAUAAUAUAGUAUUUUUUUCGCGUGGGUACAGCUGAUGACACAGUAUAAAUCAUUUCUUUUUGCUGCUUGCCAUAUAUUUUAUUUCCAUAAAGUUAUUUUUAUUUUAUUCAAAUAAAUUUACAAUUUAUUUAUUAUUACAGGAUUUCUGAUUGUAAUAUACAACAUCAGGACCGCACCAAACAAAUUCCUUCUAGAUUUUAAUUUAGUUUCUAAUAUUAGAGUUUUAUUGUUGCUUUUGUAUGAUUUUAUUGCUUUUUUUAUUAUUAUUUGCAAUGCUCUUCUUUGUUUCCCAUCACACAUUAAACAGUCAUAGAUCUCCAGUCUUUCUUUCUUUUUAUUGUUUGUUCAAUUAGCAUAAGAGUGUUAAUCAUAUGAGUUUGCAAAAUUAAUUGUCAAAUCUAAUAUGCAGAAUGCAAAUGAAAUAUGUAAAUUGGCAAAGCAUUUAUGUAUUUAAAUUUGUGCACUCCAUCACAUAUGUAAAGUUUGGUACAAAAUGAAAAUGAAACCAACAACAGUCUGAAUAUGUAAAUUACAUACUGAUGUUUAUACUUUAGAAGUUGCUAAAUUAAAGUUUAAAGUGUUGAUACAUAAAAAAGACAAAAUAAUAAGAAAAUAUCAGUUUGCAACAUCAAGCAGCUGCUUUUAACAUCUAAAAAAUAAUGGAAGUGAAUAAAUAUCACAUAAAGUGAUGUUUUAUAAACAAAUUUCGGGAGGAGCAUGAUCAGUCUUUGACGAGGCUAAUUCAUCGUCACACACACACACACAAUUAGGCAUGUGCCGGUAUCACAUUUUCAUGCUGCGAUUAAUUGAUUGAGCUUUUAUCACGGUAUACGGUAUUAUCACAAUAUUGUAAUUUUACUAGAGAAACAGGUAAAAACACAAAAAACUUCAGUUUCAUCAACUUAGUAACUUUAAUAACUUUUUAAUUAACUAAAAGUACUUCAAACAUUUAAAUACAAAUAAAUAUAAAUAAAACAAUACACAAUAUAUAAGUAAACUUGAGCAAUUAUAUCAAAGUGAAUGUGCAAAGGGAAACCGUCUUCGAUCAGCAAUCGUGGAAUGAACUGCCAACUAUUCCAGCAUGUUUUAUGCAGCAGAUGCCUUUCCAGCCACAACCCAAUAUUGGAAAUCACCCAUACACACACACUCAUACACUACAGCCAAUUUAGCUUAUUCAAUACACUAUUCACUCAGCCUAUAUUCAAUAAUAAACAUAACAAAAACUGCCUGCUAAUGCAUGGGUAAAUCUUCAAAGUGAACAGUGUUACAUUUUAACCUUUCACCUCAUCCUGCUUGCUGUUUCACUAUCUAAACAAUGAAAACAUAAUAUAAGUCAAAUUUAUUUCAUUUUGAUAUUUGAUUUACACCGUCUCUUUUGCAGAAUAUCAGUUUUAAUAACCAAUAAUGGCCAUUAUAACAGUAUAACGUACAUUAAAUUUAAACGAUAAAGGUAAGCAAUCAGUCAAUGUGCAGAAUCAGUGUAUGUGGUUACAUAAAUUAAUAUAUUAGCUUUGCACUCAGCCAAAACAGUUAACUGAGAACAAGUGAUUCAGAAGACAUAAGAAUUGUUAGAUAGAGACAACAAGAGGAAUUCAAUAUCACGUUUAACAACUAUAGUGAGAUGAGAUCACCCAGCAGAUGAACUGUCUGACAUGCACUAUACUCACACCUGGGGUUUAUGCUUACCCGCUGAACUAGUGGCUGCAGCUCUGGGCAGAGAGUGUGUGGUCACGUGAUUUGCGUUUUUAGCCGUGUACUAGAAUGAACAGAGAACUUUUCAGAAUCGCUAAAUGAAACGCCGGUGUAUUUCUCGCGAUUUCUCUGCGCCUCCCUUGCGUUUCUUCUCUCUGACUCUCGACUAUUUUGACAAAUACACACAGACGACGCACGCUCACACGGAGUCCAAAAUAGGAGUUUGUGAUUGGGCCAGCCCAAUGUCAAUACCGAAAAGAGCCAAUGGGCUGCAGUGUCACGGCCCGGUCUAUCUGUCCGGGAAAAAAGCAUCUACUUUCAGAGAGUCACAGAUCACAGCAGCGUCAAUCAAUAAGGCAGAAAAAAACGAUAGGCUGCUAAGCCUUUUAUGGGCCGAUCAAAUCAUAAGACGAUGAUCAGCCCGGCCCAAAAAGUACGUCGGCCCACCGGGAAAGUGCCCGGUUUGCCAGAUGGCAAGUCCGCCCCUGCGUGUGAGGAUUAUAGCGCGGUGGCAGCGGCGGCGCGCACUGCCUGCACACAAGGCUUCUACAUGUGGGGAUUGUUUACAUCAGAGUGCGCAUCAGUUCUGCGCAGCAUAUACGCAGUGUUUCUUCAAGCGGUUGAUGGAAAAUAAGCUAAGGCGCGUUCUAAGAAUAUAAAUUCGGAUCUAUUAUUUUUCACGGUAUUUUGAAGUGCCCGCGAUAACAAUAUCGUGCAUAUUCAUUACCGUGAUUUAUCGCAUUACCGAAUACCGGCACAAGCCUACACACAAUCAUUCUAUUAUCCAAUCAGCUCAAGAGCAAACCCUUAUAAACAGUCAAACAUGUCAUACCUCUGUUUUCUCUUGACUUCAGCGUCCCUCCACCACCCCAGCUCCACACUAUUAAACCAGAUAACUAUUUAAAUCUGAGGGGGGAGCGUUCUGGAGCCGGGCUAGACACUGCGCACGGACCCUAUCUCUCUUUAUCCUGAUAAGGGGAAAUAACAUGAGUUAGGGUGUCUUCCCAAGCUCAGAGCCCUCUCCCCGGACAACACGCCAAAUACGCAAAUUCUAUUCAGUCAAAUAUCUGUGAGUGUGAACUCAUGAAAUGGUAUUUAAGCUCACAUUGGGAGCAUUCAACACUGAAUAAAGCACAUCAGUUGUACCUGAGGUGAUCUUUGUCAUAGUAGUAUAUGAUGUAGGGUUAUCACGAUACUGGAAUUCAGUACAUUAAAGAGCUGUUGAGCCCGUUCUUAAACAGCGCUGAUUUACCAUUGUGUUCACAUGCACAACAGAAAUGAGUGUGAUGGCUGUGAAGAUCAUCCGUUCACCGAACUCGCUGCUGUUUACUGAGUGUAACCACAGAUACAGGGACACUGGAGGGUUUUAUAGCUGUAUAGAUCAGGCGAUUCAUCAGCGGAUCGCUCAUAUGUCAGCUUAUAAACAGACCAGCUGAUCUUCACAGCUUUAAAACGCUCCAGUGUCCCUGUAUCUGCAAUUACACUCAGUAAAAAGCGGUGAGUUUGGUAAAGUGAUGACCUUCACAGCCAAUCACAGUCAUUUCUGUUGAGCAUGUAAACAUAACGGCAAAUCAGCGCUGUUUAAGAAUGCGCUCAUAUGUUAGCGGGAAAAAGACAAUCACAACUGUAUGCAGUUUACACAUUAAAUGUGUGGUUUGCAAAUGCUAAAUGUAAAUUAAAUCAUUUAUUUUCUCAUUUUUCAAAGAAAGAACGUAUGCCAGUGUAAUUGGUGGUUCAUUCCACUGUGGUGACCCUUGAUCUAGCAGGGACUAAGCUUAUUUAAAUACAGAAAUGCAUUGCCACUGCAUAUUAUAUGUGAAAUUAACCUGAGUUUUGCUUCUGAUGCUUCAAUACUUCCUCCCCCUUGAGGAGUUGUUUCACUAACACACACUCACUGGCGUCACUGAGCUGUACUGGGUGUUUAUCCUGCAUGUGCUCAUUACACAUCAAAGACUUUCUGUUGUGUUUACGCUCACCGUCUGCACACAUACUUCACUCACUACAUAUAUAUUUUGUGGCAUUUUUAGCAUGCUUGCUCAGCAGAAUGCUAAGUACAGUAUACUUAAGAUUCAGGUAAUUAUGUGUUUUCACACUAACACCACUCGACGUUCGGUUUGUAGAGUGGAAUGUAUCUGAAUGAGCAUCCAACACAGUUACACUACAUUCUACACAGCUUUCCGUGCAUCAGUGGGCAACACUUUACAAUAGGAGUUAUUGUAUUUACUAACAUGAAGAAUAAAAAAUAUCAAACAAUACAUUUAUAACAGUAUUUAUUCAUCUUUUUAUGAAAAUAAAGCUCUUGUGGCUUCACUAAUGUCUGGAUUUUAAUAAUGCAUUGAAAUAUGAUCAAGAAAUACUGCACUAGUAGUGUUCAUUCUUAGUUCAUGUUAGUAAAUACAAUAUUGAAUGCACCCUUAUUGUAAAGUGUGACCCACAGUUAAAAUGCUCCUGACUACAUUUCUGCUUAUUAAAUCCUUUUAAACUCCUAUUCAAAUGCCUUAAUUUUUUAUGAAUGUAUUUACAAAAACAAUAUGUAUUUACUUCAACUGAUUAAACAUAAUGCAGUUAUUAUGUGUAACUGAACCACAUGCUAUGUUUUACUGUCAUUGAUUUGAACCACAACAAAGGUUUUAUGUACAUAUACAAGUAUAUUAAAUGCUAGUGUCUAUUUUAAUGUUUCAAAUAAUGUUUUUAGAAAAUAAAACAUCAAAACGUGGAUGAGAUAA
Danio aesculapii is the source of this 7038-nucleotide messenger RNA. RefSeq names its product somatomedin-B and thrombospondin type-1 domain-containing protein. The transcript is spliced from 5 exons. Bases 122 to 883 code for a protein of 253 amino acids. The record is from RefSeq and is a predicted model, not a curated record. NCBI's taxonomy places the organism in Eukaryota, Metazoa, Chordata, Actinopteri, Cypriniformes, Danionidae.